GUACGAUAUUAAAUUAUUAAAUUAAUAAUUAUAUAUUUUUUAUUAUAUAUAGAUACUCAGUAACAAAAUAACAGCAUUAUGGGCAGAAGCGGAUAUACUUGUGUACGGCACAUAUUUUGUUGGCUAAAUUUUAUUUUAUGGCUUUCGGGAAGUGCCUUUCUUGGAUUAGGAAUAUACUUAAGAGUAGUUUAUGCUGGAUAUACUUCAUUGGUACCUCAAUAUUCCUUAGCUGGCGCUGAUAUCUUAUGUAUAGCGAUUGGGAUUGUAAUGUUCAUAAUUGCAUUUACCGGAUGUUGUGGAGCAUGGAUGCAUUCACGAUGUUUGCUUGUACUUUAUUUUUCAAUGGUUAUUUUAAUGUUUAUCCUGGAAUUUUCAACGGCAUCCUUGUCAUUUAUAUUCCGUGAUCGACUUUCAUACAUAGUACGCGGUGAAUUAAUAAAUGGAAUUGAAAAACAUUACAAUGUUAGUGAUGAUCAGCCAAAUAGCUUAGUCCAUAUUUGGGAUCACAUUCAAAAUGAAUUCCAUUGCUGUGGCGUUGUCAAUUAUGAAGAUUGGUAUGAUAUAUCUGCCUGGCCUGGCCUUAAACAAGUACCUGACUCAUGUUGUAAACCAGAAUUUGUGGAAGAAGGUUGUGGACAUGAUGGAUUACAAGAUCACUGGUAUAAAAAAGGAUGUAGUGAUCAAGUACAAAUGUGGCUUGUACAACGGUUACAUAUUUUGGGAAUUGUUGGAUUAGUUGUUGCCUUUAUCCAAUUAUUUGGUUUAAUAUCGUCAAUGCUACUAUUCUGCACGGUACGUCACAAAAGAACAUCACAUACUUAUCGAGCAUACGAUCGAACCACGUAAUCAAUUAAUUAAUAAGAAAUUAUUAUUAAAUCAUUCCUCAACCCAAACACUAAAUUUUUAAAUAGUGGUUGAUUUUAUGUAUAAAAUAUUUGUAACAAUUGGGACAAAAAGAAGAAUCAUAAUGAACUUCCAAAAAAUUGUAUAUAUUCCACAAACACAAAAAUAUUUUUUUAAAUACACAGCGAGUGCAUAUAUAACACUCAGGAUCCAAAGUCAUCCAUUUUAUAAUCUUACAUCACUAUAAAAUAAUAUAAUAAUAGAAAUGUAAUUAUAAUACUUAAUUAUUAAAAAUAUUCAGAUUAGAAAAUGGGAUUUUUCCCGUUUAAUCAAUGUUAAUUAAUAGCUAUAUAGAUCUGCACACAUUUGUAAUAGGGAAUAUAUAUUCAUGAAUUUUUUUUUCGUAUUUCGUAACAAAAUAUGACAAAUCCGUAAAAGAGAUGAUAACAAGUGAAAACAAACAAUUGACUGAGUUAAUUGUUGAAAUACCAUGUAUAGGCAGUGCUGAUAACUCUAUCACAUUACACAUACAUACAUAUCUGACAUAUUUAACUGAUAUUCCCAUA
Chrysoperla carnea is the source of this 1409-nucleotide messenger RNA. RefSeq names its product tetraspanin-9. The record is from RefSeq and is a predicted model, not a curated record. Gene Ontology annotation, cellular component: membrane. The transcript has 5 exons. NCBI's taxonomy places the organism in Eukaryota, Metazoa, Arthropoda, Insecta, Neuroptera, Chrysopidae. Bases 79 to 846 code for a protein of 255 amino acids.